Anoplophora glabripennis (Asian longhorned beetle) is the source of this 3578-nucleotide messenger RNA. RefSeq names its product neuronal acetylcholine receptor subunit alpha-7 (gene nAChRalpha6). Gene Ontology annotation, molecular function: transmembrane signaling receptor activity; acetylcholine-gated monoatomic cation-selective channel activity. Gene Ontology annotation, cellular component: synapse; neuron projection; postsynaptic membrane. Bases 385 to 1977 code for a protein of 530 amino acids. The transcript has 11 exons. The record is from RefSeq and is a predicted model, not a curated record. Gene Ontology annotation, biological process: nervous system process; chemical synaptic transmission; signal transduction. NCBI's taxonomy places the organism in Eukaryota, Metazoa, Arthropoda, Insecta, Coleoptera, Cerambycidae.
AAGCAAGUACACCAGCAUCCGAAGCACCCGGGAGAAGAAGUACAAAGCGCGCGCACUGGGCCACCCUAUCGAUCCCACACGUCUCCGCAUCCAGAUCAGAGGCUCAGCAAUAUUAGCAGCGUACGUAUCCAGCGGCCAGUGUGCAGAACAUCGCAUCGUGCUGCUGAUAUUGUCCCGUGAAAAUGGCCAGGAAACAUUCGCGUGUGACGCCUGCAAUGCUCAGCUAGUAGUAAGAGAGAUCUGGCCGUGCCGUGGACGUGUGGUGACAUCGCAGUCGACGUAGACGGAGGACGCUCGACAGCAAGAGUCGUUAGCACCUCCUGGGGCAUGACGGCCAAGUCUGGAGGAACCUCAAGAAAGCCAUGAAUAGUGUUUCAAACUAGGAUGGUCUGGAACGAUCGAAUGUUCUCGCUGGUGGCUGUUGCCUUCCUUUUCGUCAGUAUGCUUCCAGGUUCACAACAGGGGCCACACGAAAAGCUGCUGCUCAAUAAUUUAUUAUCCUCAUACAACGUGCUCGAGCGACCAGUUGCGAACGAGUCGGAACCACUGGAAGUGAAAUUUGGCCUAACCUUACAGCAAAUUAUAGACGUGGAUGAAAAGAAUCAGAUUCUUACGACAAAUGCUUGGUUAAAUUUGGAAUGGAACGACUACAACCUGCGAUGGAACGAGACGGACUACGGGGGCGUCAAGGAUUUGAGAAUAACGCCAAACAAACUGUGGAAACCCGACGUCCUUAUGUAUAACAGUGCUGAUGAGGGUUUCGACGGGACAUUCCAAACAAAUGUUGUGGUCAAACAUAACGGCAGCUGCUUGUAUGUCCCUCCCGGUAUCUUCAAGAGCACAUGCAAGAUAGACAUUACGUGGUUCCCAUUCGAUGACCAACAUUGUGACAUGAAGUUUGGUAGCUGGACCUAUGACGGCAACCAGCUGGACCUAGUGUUGAACUCCGAGGAAGGAGGCGACCUUUCAGACUUCAUAACGAACGGAGAGUGGUACCUGUUAGGGAUGCCAGGGAAGAAGAAUACCAUCGUCUACCAGUGCUGCCCCGAGCCGUACGUGGACGUAACGUUCACGAUCCAGAUAAGAAGACGCACGCUGUAUUACUUCUUCAACCUGAUCGUUCCUUGCGUGCUGAUCUCGUCAAUGGCGUUGCUGGGUUUCACUCUGCCGCCGGACUCCGGCGAAAAAUUGACACUAGGUGUCACCAUACUUCUUUCAUUGACAGUAUUUCUGAACCUAGUAGCUGAAAAGAUACCGACAACGUCAGAUGCUGUACCGUUAAUAGGAGUGACCAUCUUGCUCUCGUUGACCGUGUUCCUGAACCUCGUGGCAGAAACCUUGCCCCAAGUAUCUGACGCCAUUCCCUUGUUAGGGACCUACUUCAACUGCAUUAUGUUCAUGGUAGCCUCCUCUGUCGUACUGACAGUUGUCGUUUUAAACUAUCACCAUCGAACCGCGGACAUUCACGAGAUGCCGCAAUGGAUCAAAUCCGUGUUCCUCCAGUGGCUGCCGUGGAUCCUAGGGAUGAGCCGACCCGGUAAGAAGAUCACGCGAAAGACGAUCCUCAUGAACAGCAGGAUGAAGGAGUUGGAGCUGAAGGAGCGUUCCUCGAAGAGCCUGCUGGCCAACGUUCUCGAUAUCGACGACGACUUCCGUAGCGUUUCGGGGGCCGCGAGCGGCGGCAACAACGCCACCAUGACCACCAGCCUCGGUCCGGGUUUCAUAAGGCAUCCGACGACAAUAGAAGACACGGCCAUCCCCGGUUCCGGCGGACAGCGCGACCUCCAGAACAUCCUGCGGGAGCUGCAGUUCAUCACGAACCGCAUGAAGAAGGCUGACGAGGAGGCGGAGGUGAUCAGCGACUGGAAGUUCGCCGCCAUGGUGGUCGACCGGUUCUGUCUCAUAAUAUUCACAAUGUUCACGAUAAUCGCAACAGUUGCAGUGUUGCUGUCGGCACCUCAUAUCAUCGUUCAGUAAAGGCGCUGAGGCCACGAACCGAUUAAAGACGCGACUGUAGAGACUCUGAAGAACUUACUGUGAUAAAACAGCAGAUCGUGUCGGCAGUUCGGCACAAGCAGCAAUGUGCAAAUGUGCCUUCCCUGUGGAACAUUCACGAGCUGUUAACAACUAAAAGGCAGGCACCUAUGUGCACGUACAUUGCUAAACGCUGCACACCGUACUGCUGUGGGGCCGUAGGACAAAGUACACCUGGUCGGAAUGUAUUCGCGACGCCCUUGAACGGACUCCGGACAUGCCACGUGUCCCAUCAUUCCACACGCUAUAAUCACACACUAAACCGGUGCCGAGUCGGUACUUGUUAUUCAGUACUUCGUGCAAGUAGCUAGUUUGGUAGAGUAUCAUUAGUUCGAGGUACACACGUGUCUGCCUUUUGUUCGCCCAUUGAUAAAAAAAAAUAAAAGGUGUCCACCUACAUUAAAACCUAUUGUGAUGAACUUCGCAAGAUAAUUAAUAAAGUUAAAUAUAAUGAUGAGUUACCUAGAAUAAAUAGUAUAUAAAUAACCUUAACGUGGGUAAAAACAGCGUUCGUUUUAUACUGGACCAGGCGACCGGCGGGCUACGUCGGCCUAGGCGAGUCGCGGUUGUGCGGCCAAGCCGUCGUGUCCCAUUUUUUUUGGCGCACACCCGCCAGACCCUAGCUCCGUACCGGCGUCGAGCUACGCCCAGUCGCUGUCCGCCGUGUUAUGGACGCCAGGUGCCCGGCUAGUUUGGCCAUCGGCCAUCGGUUCUUCCAAAUCUCACCCCCAUCCGAGUACGUCAUAGUGGAACACUCACACGCAUACUCAAUUCGUGCUUUUAUUUUUUACCAACGAUAUGCUGCUGCGCCCGUCGGGUACAUGGCGUCUAAUCUCCUACUUUUAUAUCAUGUAUUUAUACUAAUUUAUAUUUAAUAAACUUCGAAUUUUUCAUUACCAUGACAAAUUCUAUUACCUAGUAAUGGUGAAAUGGAUAACUAACCUGAUAACUAUAACAAUAAUAUUGUUUAAUUAAUAACAUAUUAAUUAACAAUAGAUUUAAUACCAUUUUAAUAAAAAAAAAAUGUUUCUUUGGGCAUUUUAUGAUGUAGUAGUAAUAAUUAUCAGUCACAUAUCUCUAAUUUCGCCGUAUAAUCUCCCAUUGGGCUAUUUGGCUGCGACGCGACACUUUUAACUGCAGCUCCAAAUGCGACCAAAGAAGAAAAAUAUCUCCUAUUCUGAAAUAGUCUCGUUAGAUUACGGUCACUCGCUUUUUCUAAUUCAGUCAACUAUUUCUCGAAUGAGAGGGACAAUCGAAUGAAGCGACCAAAUAGUCUAGAACCGCCAGUUGUCCAUCCUUACUUAGGCUAGUAUCGCAGAGACGUGUACCCGAUAUUUAGAAAUCGAAAUAUACAGUACCUAAUGUUAUCCCAUCCCCCUAGCUUCAUUCAUUUAAAUAAAAUAAAAGUUAUGCUCAACUAUCACUUGCGUUGCGUUUGCUAUAUCAUAUGUUUAUAUUACGUUAUCCUGAUGCUGGAAUUACAAAUGAUUAUGUCGGAUAAAUGUAUAUGGUAUGAUUGAAAAUAAAAGCAAAUAUCAGUUUUA